Messenger RNA from Nymphalis io (European peacock), 726 nucleotides. RefSeq lists its product as uncharacterized. The transcript has 3 exons. The coding region runs from base 1 to 726 and encodes 241 amino acids. NCBI's taxonomy places the organism in Eukaryota, Metazoa, Arthropoda, Insecta, Lepidoptera, Nymphalidae. The record is from RefSeq and is a predicted model, not a curated record.
AUGUGGAAGAAAAUCGGUGUUCUUGCCUUAUUGGCAUCGGUGCAUUGUAACCCAGUGGAACGUGGAAUUGAAGAGAAUUUGGUUGGUGCUGUUUCGGAGUGCUUCGAUAAAGAUACAUCGCUAUGUUUAAAGGAAAAAGCUUUAAAAUACACGGAAAGACUUGCCGUUACAAAAGACAUUAACCUAUUUGAGGGUAUGACGCUGAUUAAUACUGGAUCGGCCCGAUCAGCUCGUAGCUACGAACAGCUGUCUGAAGAUCCGAAGACUAGGGAAGUGCAAAUUGAUGAAAGAAUUGCCAACAACAUUGGAGACUUUCUGGAUGGCCACGUACUGCAAUUACGCCUGUCCCAAGAUUCCGAUGAAUCCAGAGGAUUAGACGAAGAAGGUCGUGGUAAGAAGAAGAAGAAGAUCAAGAAGAUCCUUCCCCUUCUUCUCCUCUUGAAGCUGAAACUUGCCGCAUUAAUUCCUCUGUUCCUCGGCAUCAUCGCUUUUGUGGCUGUCAAGGCAGUAUUCUUAGGAAAGAUUGCAUUUGCAAUGAGUGCGUUUAACCUUAUCAGAAAACUUCUGUCAAAGAAUAAUUCUGGAUCAUCUGGAGGUGCAAUCAGCUAUUCCCCCCAUCAUGGAGGAGCUGAAGAACAUCCAGGCUACUCCUACGAACCAGCCCAGGGUUGGAGUAGAAAAGUCAAUGACGCCCAAAGUAUGGCCUACGCAGGUCAAUUAAAUUAA